AUGAAGUUAGUUCGAUUUCUUAUGCGUCUUGCAAAUGAGACGCUGGUUCUGGAGCUAAAGAAUGGCACGGUUGUGCACGGAACUAUAGUAGGUGUUGAUGUAGCAAUGAAUACGCAUUUAAAGAAUGUAAAACUAACAGUCAAGCAUUCGAACCCUGUUUCUAUGGAUCAUUUAACUAUCAGAGGCAGCAACAUCCGCUACUUUAUCCUUCCAGACUCUCUUCCUCUUGAUACUCUUCUUAUUGAUGAUACACCUAUUCAAAGACCUCCGAGGGAAACGGGUCUACGCCCGCUUGCAAGAGGCAGAGGCAGAGGAGGCAGAGGGGCCCCCAGAGGGGCCCGUGGGGGCCCCAGAGGUGGAGGCUUCCGCGGUAGAUAA
Messenger RNA from Eimeria acervulina, 378 nucleotides. Its product is annotated as small nuclear ribonucleoprotein, putative. Gene Ontology annotation, molecular function: RNA binding. NCBI's taxonomy places the organism in Eukaryota, Apicomplexa, Conoidasida, Eucoccidiorida, Eimeriidae. Bases 1 to 378 code for a protein of 125 amino acids. Gene Ontology annotation, biological process: spliceosomal snRNP assembly; RNA processing. The transcript has a single exon. Gene Ontology annotation, cellular component: catalytic step 2 spliceosome; commitment complex; U1 snRNP. The record is from RefSeq and is a predicted model, not a curated record.